This is a messenger RNA of Lotus japonicus, 786 nucleotides long. RefSeq lists its product as uncharacterized. The record is from RefSeq and is a predicted model, not a curated record. The coding region runs from base 211 to 426 and encodes 71 amino acids. Lineage: Eukaryota; Viridiplantae; Streptophyta; Magnoliopsida; Fabales; Fabaceae. The transcript has a single exon.
AGAUUACCUACCAAACUUCCCUAUUCUCUUUUCCUUUACGUUUCAAUAUUGUAUUCCCCUAUGGCUAUAUAAACACACACGUACACAAUAUCACUCAUGUAUUACAUGUAUCUUUCAUGAGAAAAAUUGGCAAUAGCAAAAAACAGAGCAUUUUUAGCUACGAAACCUUGUUAGAAGACAAAAAUUGAGUCUUAUUCUUUGAUUCAAAGCAUGGAGAACAUGAAGAUCAACGAAGAUGGAAGCUUCUCGCAAAAGGGUGUCCCGAUUCAUAGCCAGGUUAGGAAGAUCAAGCAAGAAUCAGAGAAAGUUGUUGACUGGUCUCCUGGUCAGCCUGAGAUGAGGCCAGUUCUCCGGGAUAUUUCCCGGCAGAUUUCCCGGUCGCCGUUGGGGAUCUCCGGCAGACCAAUUUCAGUUGGUGAUUCAUAGGACAAGAAUAUGUUUUAGGAUUUUGGAUUUGGAUUAGUCUCUUGAUGAUGUAUGCAGAAUUGCAGAUUGAAGAGGGAGGAUUUGGAUGCUUCCCCUGCUCUCUGUUUACCCCUGUUUCUUAAUUACUACUAGAGAAUAUUAGCAAUAUUUUCUCAAUUUUUCGUCUUUUUUGUUUCUUUGUACAUAUAAAGUAAUAUUAGUACUAUUGGAUUCAUGUUUUUUUUUGAAGUGUUUGCCUUUUGAUUUUGUGUUUUGAUAUGUUCUCUCAAGGCUUGGGGAAUUGGUCUUUCAAGGCUUGUCAAUUUUGAAUGGUUCAGUUGGAAAAAAAGGAAAAGAUAAUAGAAGGAGUUGUUGAACUAA